CAACCGACAUGACAGCCUCAACCCUUCCGUUCUGGUUGCUCCCCAGUAUUGAGUCCUCACCCCGACUGGGGGGUGAUCGUACCCCUUCUACAUGGCAUGUGGUCUUCCUCUGUCCCAUGGAGGACGCCCAACGGGUUGCCAUGAUGGAGGAACUCAGCUCUGUCGAUAAGGAAUGGCCAGACCCUCCUCAAGCAAAGAUGCGACGGCUGGUAGAUGUCCCCUGGCUGAUGGAAUUGUUGCCGCCAACAUCUGUCAUCUUCACGAUGCUGAAAGAUGACCCUCUCAUCUUCAUUGACGAUCAGUCCCGGAGAGAUCACACAGCCAUCAUUUCCUGGAAGACGGCUGAGGAAUCUUCCCCUGAGGCUGCGCGUGUGCCAAUUAGUCGAGCAAACAUUCUAUUGGGCAUUGCUGCCGCUGGUAACUUAUCAUCAGAGUAUACAAGAAUUCAACUACCAGAGAAAGAAGAAGAAGAAGGAGAGGAAGGCAAAAAGACUAUUCACGGGGUACUUCCAUCCCAUUUAUCAGGGAUACGUCUAGAGCCCUCCAUUCCGACUCUGAUCUCUCUGGUGCAUCUCUCGGAGGCAGCAAAAGCAAAUCUUGACUCCAUUAUCGGCCAUCGCGUCAUCAUCCACAACUGGCCAGAGAAUCAAGAGCCAUGUUCUCGCGCGGAGCUGUUCCGAAUGUUCCAGGUACUGAAGAUCUGUCACAAAGGGAACGACCAGGCAUUUGCUCUGUUUAUUGACGACGACGACGACGACGACGACGACGACGACGACGACGAGGGAGAAGAUUACCAUAUCAUCGGAGCAAUUGGAUCCAGCUCUGAUAUCAACAGACUCGAGCUGAGUAUCCUGCCAUCUGAAAUGGUCACGGACUUCUGGAAUGCAGCCUGGAACCCAGACAGUGGUCCGCCAAUUCGUGCCCAUACAGGCUCAUAUCGAUAUAACCCUGCGAUGUGGAAGCUUCAAAUCAUUGGGAGGGAGCCAAUCGUCAACCCUGACAAUAUCGCUGGGAGUCUAGACAUCAGCGUGGUUUUUAUAUUGGAGUCAAUGACUCCCACUGAGCUGCGAAAGAUCCACGCCCAAAUGUUCAGCGCAAUGGAUGAGACGUUCAUGUGGGUUGACGUAUCGGACCGGCUGGAAUCCCCUGAUAUGCAGGGCUUGAUAGCAUAUUUUGAAGCCGGGGAGUUUGCCAAUAAGCCUCCACCUCUCAAUUUCCUUGCAGUCGACCGCAAGACUCUCUCAUUGAUGGAGUCGACCAGUGAACAAGAAGAUUGCGAUGCUAUCAUCGUUGCUUCUUACGACGGAGGCGAGGUCUGCAUCACAGAUGAUAUAUAUAACCCCUUUGCUCGUCUCUGGGUUGGAUACAGUUAUGCCCGAAUGGACGCUGAAGAGGCUGAAAGAGCUUAUACCGAUUUGAAGAUCGCCAAUCGGUACUUUGACGAGAUCUGCUCAGAUGGCCAAAUGGUCUAUUGGAGCGUGUACCGAGUGUGGGCUGAGGAGCAUUUGGGAGAAACAUUUGAGCGCUCUUUUGGCCCAGAUGGAAUGAGGGUUGCAAAAUAAUAAUAUGGUGUAAUCAUUUGUUUACUUAUAAAUUUCGGUGAGUCGACAAUUUGGAAAGUAUACCUGGAUAAGAUGACUGCCUAGAAUACAUGAUAUUCUCUUUAUAUAAAUUAUUACUAUAUCAUCUUUUUGCAGUAUGAAGCAAGAAGUCAGUAUAGAUAAUAUAUAAAUAGAAGAUUUUAAAG
Messenger RNA from Penicilliopsis zonata CBS 506.65, 1747 nucleotides. RefSeq lists its product as hypothetical. The transcript has 2 exons. Bases 9 to 1562 code for a protein of 517 amino acids. Lineage: Eukaryota; Fungi; Ascomycota; Eurotiomycetes; Eurotiales; Aspergillaceae. The record is from RefSeq and is a predicted model, not a curated record.